AUGUCUGGACAGAAGAUUUGGCUGCGCGCUGAGACCAAGCCCGCUGAGGCGCGGUCUGCCUUGACUCCCACUACUUGCAAGGCAUUGAUGGAUGCUGGGUAUGAUGUGACCGUUGAGCGCUCCACCCAGCGCAUAUUUGACGAUGAGGAAUUCGCCAAGAUUGGAGCUCCUCUUGUCGAGGAAGGUUCCUGGGUCAAGGAUGCGCCGAAGGACGCCGUCAUUCUGGGCCUCAAGGAGCUGCCCGAGGACGACUUCCCUCUGGAGCACGUCCACGUCACUUUUGCCCACUGCUUCAAGCAGCAGGGUGGCUGGGAGAAGGUUCUGAGCCGCUGGCCUCGCGGCAAGGGCACACUGCUUGACCUGGAGUUCCUCACUGAUGACUCAGGGCGUCGGGUUGCUGCCUUUGGAUGGUCUGCCGGUUACGCAGGAUCUGCUUUGGCUGUGAAGAACUGGGCUUGGCAACAGACAAACCCUAACGAGUCUUUGCCUGCUGAGGUUCCCUAUGCCAACCAGGACCGCCUGAUCGAGUCUGUCAAGCAGUCUCUUGAGGCCGGCAAGAAGAUCGCCGGCAAGGAACCCAAGAUCCUUGUCAUUGGAGCUCUUGGACGCUGCGGCAGCGGCGCUGUGCAGCUGGCUCGAGAUGUUGGUAUCCCCGCUGAGAACAUCAUCGAGUGGGAUAUGGCAGAGACCGCUGGAGGUGGUCCCUUCGAUGCAAUCUCUCACAAGGCCGAUAUCUUCGUCAACUGCAUCUACCUGUCCGCGAAGAUUCCUCCUUUCGUGAGCCGCGAGUCCCUCUCCGAGCCUAACCGAACCUUGAGUGUUGUCUGCGACGUCAGCGCCGACACCACCAACCCUCACAACCCUAUUCCCAUCUACGACAUCACUACCACAUUCGACAAGCCCACUGUGCCCGUGGACCUCCCCAAGUCCAACGGACCUCCCCUCAGUGUGAUCAGCAUUGAUCACCUGCCCUCUCUCCUCCCCCGUGAGAGCUCUGAGAUGUUCAGCACCGCUCUCCUGCCUAGCCUUCUUACCCUGAACGACCGGGCCAACGCUCGAGUCUGGAACCAGGCCGAGGAGCUCUUCGAUGAGAAGGUUGCUACUCUGCCCAAGGAGUACCAGGCUUAA
This is a messenger RNA of Penicillium arizonense, 1128 nucleotides long. RefSeq names its product saccharopine dehydrogenase (NAD+, L-lysine-forming) (gene lys1). NCBI's taxonomy places the organism in Eukaryota, Fungi, Ascomycota, Eurotiomycetes, Eurotiales, Aspergillaceae. Gene Ontology annotation, cellular component: cytoplasm. Bases 1 to 1128 code for a protein of 375 amino acids. Gene Ontology annotation, molecular function: saccharopine dehydrogenase (NAD+, L-lysine-forming) activity. The transcript is spliced from 9 exons. The record is from RefSeq and is a predicted model, not a curated record.